AUGGCAUUGAUCAUGGAUUUUCUGGUUCGGCUGGUGGGCAGUCGAAUUUUGUUCCAGGAACGCCGUCAUUGCGCUGUGUUGAUCAACGUCGUUUCGAGGAACUUUAAUCAAUAUAGAGUUCAAGUCAUAUUAGUCCAAACACCUCAGGGGCUACACUGCCGUACAACAAGACAAACCAAAAUGCAUAUCUCUACUAUCUCAACCCUGGGCCUCCUCCUCAGCCUCCCCUUGGCUGCCGUUGCACAAUCGCGAUGCCAAUCGGACAUGAUCACCACCGAUAAAGACAAAGAAUAUAGCGUAGCGGUCAACUUCGACAGCGCCUCGAAAAAGUACACCGCAACAGUGACGCCUGGCGACAUGUCUCUUACCAUUCCUGCCUUAAGCAUCACCAACAACGGCGGAUACAAGCGACUUUUCUGUCUUGCCAGUGAGCCGGACAGACCACGAUCUGAUGACAACUCUAGUGUCGACACUGAGAGCGCUAUCGCAUAUCUAUGUGCUACGGCAGCUUUCAUCGUCACCGCAGAAUAA
This is a messenger RNA of Colletotrichum lupini, 531 nucleotides long. RefSeq lists its product as uncharacterized. Lineage: Eukaryota; Fungi; Ascomycota; Sordariomycetes; Glomerellales; Glomerellaceae. The record is from RefSeq and is a predicted model, not a curated record. The transcript is spliced from 3 exons. Bases 1 to 531 code for a protein of 176 amino acids.